GCAUCACUCUCAUCGGCCGUUUCUCUAUCUCUCUCCACUGACGGGGUGUUUACCUUCUCUCCGCUGAUCGCAACAUCAGACACGACAAGCAGAGAGACCAUAGUAACCGGUUUCCGGAGAAUUCUAUCCCUCUAGGGUUUAUGUUUACUCAAGUUUUCAUGUCUUAUAAUCAUCAUCAAUGGAGAUUCCGUUUAGUUUCCCCGAUAACGAAGGUUUCACCUUUGUUUCUCUCUUUCUAGCCCUAAUGUUCACUCUUCUAUGUUCUUUGUUGUUCCUCCUCCCUUUUCUCAUACUCAUAUUCUCCCAAUCGAACAAAACCAAGGCUUGUAACUGUCUUUGUUUUAGUUGCAACGGAAUCGAUCGAGGUUCUGAUUUGAUGGCUGUUACGGGGGCUGCGGUCACUAGGAUGAUGAAUGGUGGUGGAGAGGUGGUCAUGGUGGAGAGGGAGCGGCAACAGACGGUAGGUGCGUCGAUGAUGGAACAGUUGGUUCCGGAAAUCACGACACAUGUGUUGAGUUACUUGGAUUAUCCGAGUCUUUGUAGCCUGUCGAUGACGAAUUCUUCAAUGAGGAGAGCUGCAAAUGAUGAUAAUGCUUGGAAAGUGCUAUAUCAUAAGGAUUUCACAAUGGAACAAAAUGGUAUAACACCUGCUAAUGGAUGGAAAGCCUACUAUGCAGCUACUAGAGCAAUUGUAAUCAUCAAUCAACAGUUUUUUGACAUCAUUAGAGAAAGAUCUCUUCUAGAAAUGGGCCGUCUUUGGCUGAAUGCAGAUUAUGUAAAAUGUAUUCAUGCCUCUGGAGAUAUCUUCACUGGGUAUAACAGGGUUUUGAGGAGCUGGCAGCUUGCUUUUAACUGGGAGCUGGGGAACGAUUUCCAGAUUCGAGAUGUGAGUGCACGAGUGUUGACCGACAUGGCUUGGGUGACCAUGAAAGCCUAUGUUGCCAUGGACCACAGCGCGUUGAACUUGACCAACGUGUUUGAGUUUCACAAUGGUCGGUGGUACAUGGUUCACCAUCACAGCUCUGAGAUGCUACUAAAUGAUGAGGAACUGCCACCUAUGCUUGGCUGAACAAAGAAGAGCUUACUCCUAUUCCUCGUCAAUUUGCAAAGUGCUAUAGUUUUACUUGCAUGAUACCAGGACUCAAAUCCGUUUGCAUCAAAUUUGGUAGCUUCUGAGUUAUUUAUUUAUUUGUCAACAUUUCAAAAGUCGAUGAUGUCGAAUUCGUUUUCUGACAAAAUUGUGUUUCUUGUAUCGUCUUGAUAGAAAUUCAUCGUCGUCAUAAGCCAUCCCUUUUAUUAAAGGUGUUGCUUUUUGAGUUCUUUUUUUGAUUAAAACAGAGCUUUGAGAAUGUAAAGGAAAUUUUUUGAUACUAAUAAAUGUAAGAAAAAUUAGUAGGAA
Messenger RNA from Cynara cardunculus var. scolymus (artichoke), 1399 nucleotides. RefSeq names its product F-box protein SKIP8-like. Bases 179 to 1069 code for a protein of 296 amino acids. Lineage: Eukaryota; Viridiplantae; Streptophyta; Magnoliopsida; Asterales; Asteraceae. The record is from RefSeq and is a predicted model, not a curated record. The transcript is spliced from 3 exons. Gene Ontology annotation, molecular function: protein binding.